UCAAUAAAAUAAAGAAAGAAAAAGAAAGUGUCAAACACGCUAAUGCUUUAUAUGCUCUAAACUUUAUAUAGCAAUCAAGAUAUAGUAUAAUAUAGACGAAUGAGAUGUUUUUUAACAACACCCGGCCGCAGGAAAUGGAUUUAUUAACUGAAAGUUUAUUAUCUGGGAUAUACAGUUUUGCUUUUGUUAUAGGCGUGUUUGGUAAUACGCUAGUGUUACUUGCUACACUACGAUAUAGAAAGCUUCAAAUUCCAACAAACUUGUUUGUUUGCAACUUAUGUUUUAAUGAUAUUCUGAUUUUAUUAGCAGGGGUUCCUGUAUUUUUAAAUUAUGAAGGAACUGGUUUUAUGGAAGGUAUUAAGUGCGUGUUUUUGAAGCCGAUCUUAAGAAUUUUAAUGAUGGCAAAUGUUCUAAUUUUGGUAAUAAUUGCAUUUGAAAGAUAUUUAGUGAUAUUGCGCAUAAAAAUGCCAUUCAAAAUAAAUAACAAAACUUCUAUUUUGAUUUGUCUGAUUGUAAAUAUACUUGCUAUUUUGUUAGGGCUUCCUAAUAUAUUAUUAAAACAAAAAAAGGAGUUUAAUUCUUGCCAUCUUGAUGAUUUUACAGGAACAUCAACUUUGAUUUAUGUUUUAUUAGUAUUUCUUCUUCAAUAUAUUGCACCGUUAGUGAUUAUGUCUUUUUUGUAUAUAAAAAUAUGGUACACCGUCAGGUCAAAAAAUCGAAAAUCAAUAAAAGUCUUUAAUCGUAAUCGAACCAAGUCUUUUUUAAAUAAUAACAACGAUCCAUUUGAAGCCGAAAAAAUUGAUAAUAGAUCCGAAUAUCAGGAUUCGACUAAUUUUAAUUAUGUACCAAAGCGAAUGGCAAAAAGAAGAAGCAUUUCACUGACUGAUUUUAAUGACAGACAUACUAUUCGAAAAGCCGAACAUUUUUCCUUGAGCAAUGCUCGAUCUUUAUCAAAUAAUUUAGAAGAUUGCCGUGAAAAUAGAACCAUGAAAACUUUAAAAAGAAAUUCAAGCAUAAACAGAAGAAAAAGUGGCUCAGUGCUGUGUCGAACAUCAAGUAUGGUGCAAGAGACAAAACGCGGGGAUGAUAAGUGGUUUGAAACAAAAAGCAUUACUCGGUGCGCAAGCGCCAGAAUGUUAUCUCAUAGUGAUUCAGAGCUUAAAACAAAAACCAGCAGAAGAAAAAUUAGCUCCUGGUACAACAGCAGCUUUCGUAUGCCUAUGUCAAAAAUGAAAGAAAGCGUAACCUCUCUUAUUGCUGGAGCUGACUUAAAUGAAAUAUCUGAAGAAUUUGCAUUUUACAGGUUUAAACAAACUUUAAAAACUUUGAAAGUUUUUGGCAUACUUCUAACUGUCUUUUUUGUUUGUAUGCUUCCGCAUCACGUCAGUGAGAUUUUAAUUGCUUUUCAUGUUAAGAUUACCCCAAAAAUACAUUAUUUUUGCAAAGGUCUUGUUUACUGUAAUGCUUCUUUAAACCCGUGGUUGUAUGGAGGUUUUAACGAGUAUUUUCAAAAUGCAUUUAAAAGUUUAUUAAUAAAAUCAAAAAAAAGAAAGAAAGCAAAUAAAAAAAAAAGUAUAGUCAGUUGUUCACGUUUAUCGAUGGGCAAUAAAAAUGAAGCGAGUAUUUUUCAACGACUAUUAAACCUUUUUUUUUCAAAAUGGAUUCCCGAUGAACGUGCAAUUAACGGUUUUUCUAAAUGUUCCCCCAUUCUUCCACGGCAUUCAACUACUUCAGAUAAAAACAGAAAAAUUUCUAAUAAGAAAAUUAGCUGCAGGCAGGUUGAAAUUGAUGGAAUUCCAAUUUGCGCGCCAAUCAUUAUUAUAACAAGUUAUGACGACGACAUAAAUUCACCGUUUGUUUAAACGAUAUUUAUUUUAAAAACAUUAAAAAUUUACUAAAUAUUAAACAUCUAUAAAAGCUUGAA
Molecule: messenger RNA, 1924 nt
Organism: Hydra vulgaris (swiftwater hydra)
Lineage: Eukaryota; Metazoa; Cnidaria; Hydrozoa; Anthoathecata; Hydridae
Product: alpha-2C adrenergic receptor
Biological process (GO): cellular response to hormone stimulus; G protein-coupled receptor signaling pathway
Cellular component (GO): plasma membrane
Molecular function (GO): G protein-coupled receptor activity; peptide binding
Source: RefSeq, a predicted model, not a curated record